Leucoraja erinaceus (little skate) is the source of this 5281-nucleotide messenger RNA. RefSeq names its product alpha-actinin-1-like. Lineage: Eukaryota; Metazoa; Chordata; Chondrichthyes; Rajiformes; Rajidae. The record is from RefSeq and is a predicted model, not a curated record. Gene Ontology annotation, cellular component: cortical actin cytoskeleton; cell projection; plasma membrane. The transcript is spliced from 21 exons. Gene Ontology annotation, biological process: muscle cell development; actin cytoskeleton organization. Gene Ontology annotation, molecular function: actin filament binding; calcium ion binding. Bases 265 to 2964 code for a protein of 899 amino acids.
AAGCAGAGCGCGAGCGGACAGUCAGUCAGUGGCGGAGAAUUGAGUGGCCGGGGGGUGGAUUCCGCAGAUAUAUAUAUAUAUAUAUAAUAUAAUAUAAUAAUAACUAAAGGGUGGAAGAAGCAAAAAAAGAGGGAGAUCAAAACUAAGAAUUUUUUUUUGUGAACCCGUGUCCGCUGCUGCUGUUGUUUAGUUUAGUUUUUUUUUUUUGUUUGACGGCCAGUCAGUCGUCAGACACCUGGAGCAGCUGCUGCUCUCGGCUCGGACAUGGUGGACUAUCACGAAACCAACUCGCAGAUGCAGCAGGGCAACCAUGGCGACUACAUGCAGCCCGAGGACGACUGGGACCGCGAUCUGCUGCUCGACCCGGCCUGGGAGCGGCAACAGCGGAAGACUUUUACAGCGUGGUGCAACUCGCAUUUGCGGAAGGCAGGAACACAGAUUGAAGUAAUUGAAGAAGAUUUUAGAGAUGGUCUGAAACUUAUGUUGCUUUUGGAGGUGAUAUCAGGAGAGCGAUUACCUAAACCAGAACGUGGAAAAAUGAGGGUGCAUAAAAUAAAUAAUGUCAACAAGGCUUUGGACUUUAUUGCGUCCAAAGGGGUGAAGCUAGUUUCCAUUGGAGCAGAAGAAAUUGUGGAUGGUAAUGCUAAGAUGACCCUAGGUAUGAUCUGGACAAUCAUCCUUCGUUUUGCUAUUCAAGACAUAUCCGUUGAAGAAACAUCUGCCAAGGAGGGAUUGCUGCUCUGGUGCCAGAGGAAGACUGCGCCAUACAAGAAUGUGAAUGUGCAGAACUUCCACAUCAGUUGGAAAGAUGGUCUGGCGUUCAAUGCUCUCAUUCACAGACACAGACCAGAACUUAUUGAUUACGAUAAGUUGAGGAAGGAUGAUCCUCUGACUAACCUGAACAAUGCUUUUGAAGUGGCAGAAAAAUACUUAGAUAUACCCAAGAUGUUGGACGCAGAAGACAUUGUGAAUACAGCCCGUCCUGAUGAGAAGGCUAUAAUGACCUAUGUCUCCUGCUUCUACCAUGCCUUUUCAGGAGCACAGAAGGCGGAGACUGCGGCCAAUAGGAUCUGCAAAGUUCUGGCAGUUAAUCAAGAGAAUGAACACCUUAUGGAAGAUUAUGAAAAGUUGGCGAGUGAUUUGUUGGAAUGGAUUCGCCAAACCAAACCCUGGCUUGAGAACAGGGAACCUGAGAAAACCAUGCAAGCUAUGCAGCAAAAACUGGAAGACUUCCGUGAUUAUCGGCGUGUCCACAAGCCACCAAAGGUACAAGAGAAGUGUCAGCUUGAGAUCAACUUCAACACCCUUCAGACCAAACUCCGCCUCAGCAACCGUCCAGCGUUUAUGCCUUCUGAAGGGAAAAUGAUCUCGGAUAUUAAUAAUGCAUGGCAAGGUCUGGAGCAGGCAGAGAAAGGGUACGAGGAAUGGCUGCUGAACGAGAUCAGGAGGCUGGAAAGACUUGAUCAUCUGGCAGAAAAAUUCAGGCAGAAAGCUUCCAUCCACGAAGAUUGGACCACAGAUAAAGAAGUAAUGUUGACACAAAAAGACUAUGAAACGGCAGCACUGGCUGACAUCAAGGCCUUGCUCAAGAAACACGAAGCGUUUGAGAGUGAUCUGGCAGCACACCAAGACAGAGUGGAGCAGAUCGCUGCCAUCGCACAAGAGCUCAAUGAUUUGGAUUAUUAUGACUCUCCCAAUGUAAACGCUCGCUGCCAGACGAUUUGUGACCAUUGGGACACUCUGGGCUCUUUAACACAGAGUAGGAGGGAUGCCCUGGAGAGGACUGAAAAACUGCAGGAAACAAUUGACCAGCUGUAUCUGGAAUAUGCUAAAAGAGCUGCACCUUUCAACAAUUGGAUGGAGGGCGCGAUGGAAGACCUGCAGGAUAUGUUUAUUGUCCAUACUACUGAGGAGAUUCAGGGUCUCAUUGCAGCUCAUGAACAAUUCAAAGCAACAUUACCAGAUGCUGAUAAAGAGCGGGAAGCAAUUCUGGGCAUCCACAAUGAAAUGAUGAAAAUUGCUCAGUCUUAUGACAUUAAGCUCUCUGGUGUAAAUCCAUACACAUCCAUUACCUCGCAGAGUAUUAAUGAUAAAUGGAAUAAUGUCCAGCAGUUGGUGCCAGCAAGAGACCAAGCCUUGCAAGCAGAAUUUAACAAACAGCAGUCCAAUGAAAACUUGCGCGAGCAGUUUGCAAAUGCAGCCAACGUUGUUGGUCCCUGGAUUCAGACCAAGAUGAAGGAGAUUGGACGGAUUUCUAUUGAAAUGCACGGUACACUGGAAGACCAGCUAAAUCAACUGAAGCAGUAUGAGGACAGUAUCAUCAAUUAUAAACCCAAUAUUGACAAACUGGAGCAGGACCAUCAACUCAUUCAGGAGGCCCUCAUCUUUGACAACAAGCACACCAACUACACCAUGGAGCACAUCCGAGUUGGCUGGGAACAGCUGCUGACAACGAUUGCCAGAACUAUUAAUGAAGUAGAAAACCAAAUCCUCACCCGUGAUGCAAAAGGCAUCAGCCAAGAGCAGCUCAACGAAUUUCGGUCAUCGUUCAAUCACUUCGACAAGGACCAUAGCGGGAAACUGGGACCUGAAGAGUUUAAAGCCUGCCUUAUCAGCUUGGGCUACGAUGUUGGAAAUGACCAACAGGGUGAAGCCGAGUUUACGCGUAUAAUGGGUGUUGUUGCCCCCAACAACACGCAGGAAAUAUCAUUCCAGGCUUUCAUCGACUUCAUGUCACAGGAGACAACAGACACUGAUACAGCUGAACAAGUCAUGGCCUCUUUCAAGAUUUUGGCUGGGGACAAGAACUUCAUCACGGCAGAUGAGCUGCGGCGGGAGCUCCCUCCAGAUCAAGCUGACUACUGCAUUGCCCGGAUGGCCCCGUACCAAGGACCCGACACAGUGCCUGGCGCCCUGGAUUACAUGUCUUUCUCCACAGCUCUGUACGGCGAAAGUGAUCUGUAAUCCCCACCAGCAAAUUUUCUUUUCCAUAGCCAGCCCACUCUUUCCUUACUCCCCCCUGGAGCAUGCACGCGCAUUCUCUCCACCACCACCUGAACAUGCCAGUGCUAUCCGCAGCGUUUUGCAGUUGGCAUACACAAUUUACCAAGGAACCUUUUGCUGUACAUUCCAUUAUGUGUCUUAUAUUACGACUUCAUUAGUCUUAAAUCUAUGCAAAUUUCCAUUUUGCGUUUCUAUAUUGGGGUGCAAAACAUUUUCUGUACAUUCUGCACAGACACACUAUUUGGAGCACCAACUGUUAAUUCAUAAGUGCCAACGGACCUGUAUGAAUCAGUCUCACAGGAAUUUGGAGGUUUUGAUGUUAAAUUCUAGAAAUUCCAUAGGAAACUGGCACCUUUGUAUUUUUCCAAAUGUACUCGAUACUGUAAAACUAAAUAUUUUUGUAUUAUAAAUAUCCUAUUUUCACCUCUUUCUCCCCCCCACCCACCCCACACAAACUCUGAACCAAGGUAUAAUGAUGUGCUGCUUCAAUUAAUUUUCUUUCUGCAGCCAAUUUGUAGAAUAAUUUUCACCAGGUGGGCCACAAAUGUUUUUUUUUAAAUGGAUAAGGUAUUUAGUUCUACAGUGCAGUAUAUGCUUUGAAGGAGGAUGCAGUUACCUGGAAAUUGUUUCUAACCGAAAAUCGUGGCUGAUUUAGAUUUUUUUGCGAGUUUUUUUUUUCUCUCUCUUUAAUUCAGUGUUCCAGAGUAGCCCAUACUGCCCUUGCUGAACAGAAUCUGUGUCUAGACUUUGGGAGUGUUUGGACAGGUCAGGUGACAUGCUGAAUAGGCAGCCCUUUACUGAAACGCAGGAGGAAUAAAUAAAUUGCUGGCAGUGGGUAUUAAGACAGUAACAUGUUUGACUUUCUGAUGGCUUCUCAAAUAAACCAUGUGACCUUAGUGGUGUCAUGGGUUUAACAGCGCCCCAAGGGUGAUUUGCUGUUCGCUGUUGCAGUUAUUUAUUAUGAAUAGCUUGUUAAAAUAGCGUUGGCUUUAGCUACUGUUGUGCAGUUGAGGCAGUGUUGAAUUCUAAAGGGGACUGGGCUUGAAUCUGGAGCGUUUUGCUACCACAUUUACUUGUCGGGACUGAAGGAGUAAGACAAGAAAUCAUGGCAGGUACUGCAAUGCUCUCCUUUGUCCAGUGGCAUCAUGUUAUUGCAGAUUCCCACCGGGAAGUUUGAAUCAUUCAUGUAAACUGAUCAUGGAACAGAACAGCAAAGUAGAUGGGUGUAAAAUUACUGAAAUGCACAUUCUAUAAUCCUAAAUCAUGAAAGUAUAAUCUUUGGUGAAGGCAAAUGGGGAUGUACACUGCAUGCCCAAGAAUGAAAUUGGAUGGAAACUUGACAUAUGCCUACCCAGAAACGCAUCACGAGUCUGAUUGAAGUCGGCAGCUAGGAUUAAGUGCUGUAACUAACACGGUGAUGAACUGGGACUGUCAGCUGUGUGUCUUGACACUUCCAGCUAUGCAGUUGGAAAGUGAGCCCAGUGCUCGAAGCAUUGGUACAACUGUAACUGGCUAUGGUGACUGAGUGGCUUCACCUCAAACGGAGAGGAUGGUUUCCCCCAUUUAAAUAGUUAUGCCAGGGGUAAAAUAGGUUAUUUUUGAGGUAGGAAAAGUAUUUAUCUCUCCAUAUUUAAUCUGUUCAUGUACAUACUGCAGUGGUCUAUAAUUUGAAUGACUGCCUUUUUAAAUAAAAACAAAAACAAAGCUGGGCUUUUUCUGUGAGGGUACUGAGUUUUUUUGCAGAAAGAAGUCUUUAGGGGGGGGGGUUGGGAGGUGGAAAUGGGGGCUUUUGUUUUAAUUUUUGAUUCUCCUUGCUCCUCGGACUUAGACGUUGAAUUGUUGUUGCUGUGAGAAAUAGGCUGGCCUUGAGAGAGUAUAACUGCAGUUCUUGGUGGUGUGGAAGGGCUUUUUGCUAUUUACCUUAAUAUGGGACUUGCUAUACGACAUAUAUAUAUAUAUAUCUCAUCUGAAAUUCUCAUGGACUGUAAUUACUGCUUGGUUUUUAAAAGAGGAAAUAAAUUGAACAUUCUCUGGAUUUAAAAUAAAAAAAACAUUCCAAUGGACAAAUGAGAUUUUCUGGAAUAUUAGAAAUAUUGUGAACAUUUUCUUCCCCUUUGUAGCCUCCUUGCCAUAAUUGUGAAGUAUAAGUGAGGGCUGCCUUUCUACAUUUGAUUUAAGGGUGUUUUCAGAGGGUCUCUGCUACCUUAGCCCUAUUAGAUGAAAUAAAUCAUCACUAUUUUUGAGAAAUAAAAACUCCCAGACUCUUUAUUUUAAAGUC